Manacus vitellinus (golden-collared manakin) is the source of this 1424-nucleotide messenger RNA. RefSeq names its product nuclear envelope integral membrane protein 1 (gene NEMP1). NCBI's taxonomy places the organism in Eukaryota, Metazoa, Chordata, Aves, Passeriformes, Pipridae. Gene Ontology annotation, cellular component: nuclear envelope. Bases 1 to 948 code for a protein of 315 amino acids. The transcript has 7 exons. The record is from RefSeq and is a predicted model, not a curated record.
AUGGGCAGUGGGAGCUCAGCCUGGAUGCCACUGUGCCAGGGUUCCUCUCCACUUGCAUUCCCUCUCUUUCCAGGCUUUGACCCUAAGCUCUUCCUGGUUUUCUUCCUGGGCCUGCUGUUGUUUUUCUGUGGGGACAUGCUGAGCAGGAGCCAACUCUUCUACUACUCGGCUGGGAUCAGCUUUGGCCUGUUGGCCUCGCUGCUCGUCCUCGUCUACGUGAUGUCCAAGGUCAUGCCCAAGAAAAGCCCUGUGUACUUCCUGCUGGUGGGAGGCUGGUCCUUUUCCCUCUACCUGCUGCAGCUGGUCUUCAAGAACCUGCAGGAGAUCUGCAAGUCCUACUGGCAGUACCUGCUAGGUUACCUGCUGCUCGUGGGCUUCCUGAGCUUCGGCGUGUGCUACAGGUACGGCCCCUUGGAGAACGAGCGCAGCAUCAACCUCCUCUCCUGGGCCCUGCAGCUCCUGGGGCUCCUGCUGAUGUACUCGGGCAUCCAGAUCCACCCCAUCGCCCUGGCCCUGGUGCUGGUUGCUGUCUGCACCAAGAACCUGGACUACCCCUUGCAGUGGGCCUUCGCUGUCUAUCGGAGAGUGCAGAGCUCCAGGCUGGGCCCGAGCCCCCGCCGGCUGCUGACAGAGGAGGAGUAUCGGCUGCAGGGCGAGGUGGAGACGCGCAGGGCCCUCGAGGAGCUGCGCAGCUUCUGCCAGAGCCCCGAUUUCUCCGCCUGGACCGCCGUGUCCCGCAUCCAGUCUCCCAAAAGGUUUGCUGAGUUCGUGGGUGGUGCCUCUCACGUCACCCCCAGCGAGGUGUCUGUGCACGAGCGGGAGUUCGGCCUGGAGAGCCUCUUCAUCAACGAGCAGCUCUUCGAGGAGGAGGAGGAGGAGGAGAUGGGCAACAGUGCUGGGAAUCAUGGGAGUUAUUCCCUGUCCCACAACCACCUGGAUGGCCACUGAGGCGCCUGCGAGGGCGAUGAGAGGAACUUUGUCCCUGUCCCACGGGUACCUGCGUGCUCAGCACCUGCCUGGAGCCGGGGAGGGAGCUGCUGCUCCUGCUCCUCCCUUACCAAAGAUGUCAGAGGGCUCCAGCUGGUCAGGCCACACCUCUGCCUUGGCUUUGAUCCACGUGUGGAUACCAAAACCUCCUGUGCCUCCCUGGUGGAGCUGUGGGGCUCAGAGAAGGCAGCCUCGAGGUCCAUGGGCUGCUCCCAGCUGUAGUGUUGGGGUGCAGGCCGUGCUCAGCCCCCUGUCCCCACCCCAGAGCUGAGGAUGAGUGUGGAUGUGCUUCCUCCCUGCCUCGCUGCCCUUCACCUGCUGUUACUCCUCUUCCAGUGGGCAGGGGCUGGGGGUGACCCUGCCAGUGUUUCCUGCUCCCAGUGCUGUCUGGGGGGCUCUGCCAACGCACAGAGCUGGAGAGGAUGCCAUAAUCUAUG